CAUGUUCGAAGAUUAUAAAUAUCAAUUUUCGGCUAUAAAGGAUAUAUAAGCCCCGUCGCCUGGGCCGGCGCCCCCGUCUCUACCUCACCAAUUUCUUCGAACCUCCUCUCUCUUUUCGAAGAAGUAGAAAAAUCUUCCUUCUAGCUUGAACUGGCCCCCCACGGAAUUCUCCAUCAUGUACUGUACAUCCUGAUUGUCUAAUUACUCUUAGCGUACUCUCCUUGUCCGGUUUUGGUAUUGCGAGUUUUCGUGGUGCAUGAAGAAGUUAUUCCUUGGGUUGAUCAACUUUUCAGGGCUCAAUUCUUCAUUGGGAAAGCCGUGUGUUAUUAUAACCAAGAUGAGGAAUUUAAGUGGUAAUGAGAUGCUUCAGUUUUCGCAAGUACGUACUGUCAAUGAUUUUAGAAGCAAAUAAAUUAAAAUCUGGCAGUGUUACUUGAAAUAAUUUUCCAGACAGUUAUCAAACCAAAUGGCUUGAGAAAUAAAGUCUGGACAACAAUCACACUACAUGGAGAUACUCUCAACAUUCCAAGCAAAUCGACCAAGAAUGUGAGCAACCCUUCUCAACAUUCCAAGCAAAUCGGGCAAGAAUGGAUGUGGAUACUGAGAGGCAAGGUCCCAAGAAUGAUGGUACUGGUUCAGAAAAAAAGACAACAAUAAAAAGGGCAAUUGGCCUUUUGACGGGGAAUUGGGAUGUGGCGUUUUUAGUGGUGUGCGUAGUUGCAGUAGCAGCGGACCCUUUGUUCUUUUAUCUUCCUUUCAUCGACGAGUCUACCAAAUGCAUUAAGUUAGAUACCACUUUGGAAAUCAUUGCUAUUUGUGUGCGAUCGUUCCUUGAUUUGAUUGCUAUUUGGUAUCUGAUUGCAAGAAAAAAAAUACAUGACCGGCCUGACAUGAAGUGUUCAGACUACGUAAUUAACAUUCUCAGCAUUCUUCCAGUUCCCCAGGUGCUAGUGCCAAUUAUAUUUUCAGAAAUGAGAAAUUCGGAAUUCCGGGACGGAAGGAAAUUCCUAAAUGCAGUUGUUCUUUUGCAAUAUCUGCCAAGGAUUUUUCGUAUCUACAGAUUGUGGAAAAUAGUCAACAAGAAUAUCAAGCCAGGGCCUAAAGUGAAUGCAGAAAGGAACAAGAAUACGAAAGGUUUUAUGGUGAUGAAAGCUUGAUUCAAUCUCUUUCUGUAUCUCGUUGCCAGUCAUGUACUGGGUGCCUUUUGGUACUUCUUCUCCAUCGAACGAGAGACCACGUGCUGGCACAUGGGCUGUAAGCCUGAUGCCGGAUGUAGCAAGACUUCUUUUAACUGUGGUCAUGGUUCUAGCAGUGACACAACAAUUUUAAAUAAAUUUUGCUCUUUAGAAAAUCCAAAUACCACUCUCUUUGAUUUUGGAAUAUUCCAAGAAGCCCGUCAAUCUCGUAUUCUGGAGUCCAUGGAUUUUCCGCGAAAGACCAUUUUCUGUUUUUGGUGGGGCCUUCGAAAUUUGAGUUCAUUUGGUCAAAACCUUGAAACAAGUUCUUAUUAUUGGGAAAACUGCUUCACAGUUUUAAUAUCGAUCUUUGGCUUGCUUCUGUUUUUAUACUUCAUCGGAAAUUUGCAGGUGUACAUGCAGUGGGAGGCACAAAAAGAAAUGGAGGAGCUAUCUAUGCAUAAGCCAUCAAAAGAAGUGAAGGAGACAUCUAAGCAUAAGCAUGAUGCAAUAUCUAAGCAGACAUCUAAAGAGCGUAAUGAGAUAUCUAAAGAGCAUGAUGAGAUAUCUAAGCUGUUGAAGGUGAUAUAUAAAGAGCAUGAUGAGAUAUCUAAGCUGUUAGAGGUGAUAUAUAAAGAGCAUGAUGAUAUUUCUAAGCUGUUGGAGGUGAUAUCUAAAGAGCAUAAUGAGAUAUCUAAGCUGUUGAAGAUAAGGCCGCUGCCGCCGGUAGCCCCCCAAGUGUACAUGCAAUGGGAGGCGCAAAAAGAAAUGAAGGAUAUAUAUGAGGAUAAGAAGGAUGAGAUAUCUAAAGAGCAUGAUGAGAUAUCUAAGCUGGUGGAGGCCAGUGAUAUCUAACUAGCAUAAUGAGAUAUCUAAGUUGUUGAAGAUAAGGCCGCUGCCGUCGAUAGCCCCCCAAGUAAUUUAGAUUACAGUAUCACUUAAUAAUUAAUCUAGUAUUAUCAGAUACUCUUACUAUUUAACGAAAGACAAUAUGUAAUUUGUUUAAGCAUAUUACGUUGAGGAUUAAAUACUGCACUCAUUUUUCAAGUCGUUAAUUAAAUUGCUAGUCGCUUGAUUUGAAUAUUGGAUGGUUAUAAGAGUAGGAAACCAAAUAAAAUGAAUGAUGGUCUAAUAAUAAAUGAAAGCACUAAUAUUGAUGCA
Messenger RNA from Carya illinoinensis, 2336 nucleotides. Its product is annotated as cyclic nucleotide-gated ion channel 1-like. The record is from RefSeq and is a predicted model, not a curated record. The transcript has 9 exons. Bases 1248 to 2030 code for a protein of 260 amino acids. Lineage: Eukaryota; Viridiplantae; Streptophyta; Magnoliopsida; Fagales; Juglandaceae.